GUGAAAGCAGCACUAACGUGUUGUGGGGUGUUUGGGUGAUCUGCAUGGUUUGUUCCAGAGAUGUCAGCCAGACGGGCUCUGGUGGGCUGUUCGGUGCUGGCCCUGCAGGACAGCUGCGUGUUCUACCCCUGCUGCAGGGACUGCUGCUCCAGGAUCGAUGCGGAUCUACAGGACCACAACAGAUUCCGGUGCUCCAGGUGUGGAUACCGGUGUGUGAGGGACCAGGUGGGUUACAGGUACCGCAUCUCCCUCAAGGUGACCCGGGACUCAGCCAUAUUUGGUGUAACAGUAUUUGGAAACAGCUUGAACCAGUUCUUUGGCAUUCCUGCAAAGGGUUUACAGAGGUUAGUGGAUUCAGACCAACCCACUGAGCAAACGCUAAGAUCUAAAUUAUUAGUGAAGGCUGUCGAGGACUGUUUCAUCGGCAGGCAUUUCAUCUUUGGUAUAAAGUUAAGUGGAUCGGGAAGUGGGCCCUUGUUUCAGUUGCCUGUUUCAAAAGGCGGACGGACCGAGCAGUUUGUUGCCAGUCAAAUGAUUCUCCCGACAGCCAGGGGCCUGACGGGCUGCACAGUGGUGAGUUAUUAUCAGACUCUUCUUCAGAAGGCUUCAGAAGACGAAGCAGGCUCUGCUGAUCCCAGCAAAAGCUCCAGACUUCCUGGGACAACCCUGCAACACAUUCCUGGCCAUUCCCCAACCUGCAGCUUCAGCACUUCCGCCCCGUGUGGCUGGAGUCCACUUUCCCAACCACUGCUCAGAUCAGCAGAACACCAGGACUGCAGCCUCUCUGCCACCCCUCCCUGGCAACAAUCCCUGGGACUAGUGACUUCAUCAGCAGAGACGGAGGGGGGAGGCAGAACUCAGGACAGAGAACACGAGAGCAGCAGACACACCGACAUCAGCGCAACACCCCCACCUGCUCAGAGAGGCUGCACGGAUAACCACAAAGUAAUAGAAGAGGGAACUUCCCUUCUCUCUUUUGAGCCCAGUUUUUACACCAGUCCAUCAUUUGAUCGAUGUCCAAACUCUACUGAAAAGCUUAUUGGAAACGGUCUCGGUGUGAACACUUGGUUUGGUCCCGCUGAACCUGAUCGCAGAAGAUACAGCCACAAACCCAAAGAGAUUUCCUCUGAGGAGCACACAAGGACAUUGUUGUCCAGCUCAUUGGCUUGGGAUGAUUUGCCUUUCUCUGAGAGUCUUUCUGAAUUUUUAUGUGAAGAAAAAACAGAUUUUGAUUCUGUUGGCCAAACCAAACCAAAUCUAACUAAACAGUCUCAAAAACGAACAUCAGGAACUUUGUUGGAAGUCAAAAACCUUGCGGCUGAAUCACCUUCUGCUUGUCAGACAAAUUCAAGCCAUUCAGCGACGUCACUGGGUGUUACUAAUGCACCUGCACCGGUCGGAGAUGGUUGCAUUGAUUUAUUUAAUCAAGUACGCGACAGUCGUUUUAAAUCCACGAGGAGGAGUGAAGCCAAAAAUAUUUAUUCCUGUGAGUUCAGUCAAGAGGAUGACAAAGUUUAUCUGUCCUUUGAAAACAAAGAAGAGCAUCUUGAAGAGGACAUGUAUGACUGCUCUGCUGACUUAUUCACCAGCUCCCCCACGAAUAACAACACAGAAAUGUUCAACACACCCACAGAAACACAAAAGACAAAGACAAAAGCUUGCUCACCUUUUUCUAAAGCCGACAGGCAGCAUCUAAGGAAUGAACAUGCAGAUGCCACAUAUUUCACGCCUCACAAACCCAAUCUAAAGAGAAAACUAUACAAUUACAGAAGGAGUUUAAUUACACAAGAAGCACCAGAUUUAGACUUUGUCCCUCCUUCUCAGUCCACACCAAUUGUGAAAGUCGGCGUUGCGACACAGUCACCUGCGUCCUCGCGCAGAUACUUUACAGGUGAGUCUAUGAAAGAAAACUUAGCAUGGAGUGUGAAACCCAACAGAUGUGGAAACAGACCUACUCCUGACAGGAGGCUUAGGAAAACCCAUCUUCAGGUUGAGCAUCAUCUCAGGCUGCAGAGAAGAACCCUGGAUCUGGCGUCGACAAGAACAACGCUCUAUAAAUGUGACUCGGGAGUUAGUGAUGCAACGGUUGAGCAGGAGGACAACGAAGCGGUUGUCGCCCCUACUCCUCUGUCAUAUCAGACUGAUAUCACCAACAGGGAUUUGGGUUCCUCGUGGAGAGCGUGUCAGGGAGAUGGACUUUAUCGUAAAGGACCUCUCUUGGAUCAGACUCUCGCAUCACGCAGAAGUCUGGCAUGGACAGGAAAUACUGGCAGUGAGGGGUUUACUGAGGGGAGCCUUGGUAGAUCUAAUGAUUCCCACCUCGCUGACGAGAACCAGACGUCUGACUGGUCUAGAGAUCUUUUCUCUGACUCAAUCUGA
Messenger RNA from Cololabis saira (Pacific saury), 2379 nucleotides. RefSeq names its product DNA damage-induced apoptosis suppressor (gene ddias). Gene Ontology annotation, cellular component: nucleus; cytoplasm. Bases 61 to 2379 code for a protein of 772 amino acids. The transcript is spliced from 5 exons. Lineage: Eukaryota; Metazoa; Chordata; Actinopteri; Beloniformes; Belonidae. The record is from RefSeq and is a predicted model, not a curated record. Gene Ontology annotation, biological process: negative regulation of intrinsic apoptotic signaling pathway in response to DNA damage.